GUCUCAUUAAAUUGGAACUGUUUCCACUUAUAGGGACACGAGCAGUAGUCUGACAUAUGUGUGCUAUAGGUAUACACUUUAGUUAAAUAUCUGAUAUUUGCGGUUAUAAAUUAUACCAUUGAAAAGUGCGGCAAAAACGAACAGAUUAUUCAUCAUGGGGGAUUCAGAUUUUAAUGAAUUAUUGAGAUCAGCUGAACAAUUAUCCGCAACUGUUGAAAGCACGAGUGAACUUCAAGUUGAACGAAAUCUUCGACAAAUUUUAGAAGCUUCCAAUGAGCUCUGGUCUCGUGUAACACAAACUGGUACCCAAGAUACUCAAGUACAGGCACAUCUUUUGUUGGGUUCACGUGGAAUAGAUUUGCCGCAAAUUUCCCAGAAAUUAAAUUCACUCAGCGCAAGACGUACAUUUGAACCCUUAGAUCCUAUUGCGGAUACUGAUAUCGUGAGUUAUUUACGAAAUGAGAAAGAAAAUGCUAUACUUUCAAUUAUUGAACAAGUUCAUAAAGAUACAUUCGAGCUUAAUAGAAUUCAGCAAAUGGAGCAUAUGCUUGGGGAAUGGAAACAAAUGAGAUUCGAAAUAAUAAAUGCAAUGACCGCUCCUUCAGGUGAACUCGUUGAUUUAAGAGGAACUCCUCAGAGGACAAAAUUAGCUGGUUCGAUGGUUACAGGAUUGUCAAAUGUAGAAAUGGCCUAUGUAAGAGAGUUAAAAACUUACAAUGACUAUGUAUUAAGAAGUAUUACCAGACCAAAUUUAUUCAACGCAUUUUCCAAAGCUGCUGAAUCAUUUGAUGAUAAAAAAGUAUUGGACAUGUGGAAUAUGGUCAAGUGCAUGGUAAAUAUUCCACCGACACCCAGAGGAGAUCAAGUUAAGUCUCGUAGUAGUUUAGAAGUCGAGCAAAAAAUAGUCGAUCAAGCUCGCAAAUAUUUGGAAAAUCGUUAUCGUGACUUUAUGAAUUCAUUGGUCAAUGAAAACUUAGCCCAGGCUAAGCGUGGCGGUAUUCCUGGUACUGUACCAUUAGUAAGAAGUUUUGUUGGAAUUAGAGUACAAAAUUUACGUGAUUUGGAAGAUGCUGUAGUAAAUGACAGACCACUUUGGCCUCUUGUUUAUUAUUGUAUGAGAGCGGGAGAUUUGAAAGCUGCUUUACAAUGCCUUAAUCAGUACGGAUUAACAUCACAUGAAUACAGACAAUCACUUGAUGACUCUGUAGAAAAUUCUCGUCGCCCUGGAAGUCGCGGAUUAUCAUUUCAAGAAUUCAAACAAGCGCUGGAAGAAGCCCUUGAAAAUCCCCAACGGCGACCCAGUUCUCGCAGUGAAUCUAUUGUCAAGCUCCACUAUCGCAAGCAUGUAAGAUCUUCUACAGAUCCUUAUAAAAGAGCUGCGUACUGCGCUCUUGUACCCUGCGAUCCUGAUGAUCUGCAUUCCGAAGUAAUGUCAACUGCCGACGAUUAUCUGUGGCUGAAAUUGUGCCAAGUCAGAUCUCAAUCAGACGCUGAAAAUAAACUGACCCUUGAAAAUUUACAGACAACUAUUUUAGAAGAAUAUGGCGAGUCGUAUUAUCACGCUCACGAGCAACCAUUUUUGUACUUCUCAAUGUUGUUUUUAACUGGACAGUUUGAAGCGGCCAUUGAAUUUCUGGCUAGAGGUGCUGAUGCCCGACAUUUACCACACGCUGUUCAUCUCGCCGCAGCAAUGAAUGAAUACAAUUUAUUAGCGCUCAGCCAAAGUGUGCUAGCGCCUUUGAUAACAGUAGAUCCUGCCGACAAACCACCAGCUAAGAGAUUGAAUUUUGCAAGACUUAUCUUACUAUACAUAAAACGUUUCGAAUGUUCUGAUCCAAAGGAAAGUCUUCAUUACUUAUUUUUAUUGAGAUGUAUGAAAGAUCCUCAUGAGCAAAACAUGUUUGCUGCCUCUGCUGCUGAAAUGGUUGUCAAUUCAUUGCCAGAAAACCGUUCGCUGCUGGUUGGUAAAAUUGAAAACGACCGAAGACUUCCUGGAGUUUUAGAUCAGUUUCAAAUUAACGUUGAUAAGGUUAUCAAUAUUUGCGCUGAAACGCUCUACAAAAAAGGGUUAUUGGAAGAAGCUGUGACGAUGUAUGACCUAGCAGGCAAUCAUGAAAAAGUACUUAAUUUGAUGUGUAUGUUAUUAGCACAGGUAGUAAGUCAAAGAAAUGUUCCUGGAUCAUUGAGAUCACGUUUGCAAACGAUCGCUAAUGUCAUUAGUCUGCGUUACCAAGGAAUUGCGAUUCAAGUGUCUGCUGAAUUGGUUGCUGCUUUUUAUACAUUACGAGAUUUGAUGGUAUUUUUCGACCAAUUUCACAAUGAACAGUAUCAAACAGCUCUAAGAACAAUUGCUGAUUCUAAAUUACUGCCUCUCCAUGUUCGCGAAGUGGACGAACGAGUUACUGCUCUGAGAAGAGUAUCACCUGAGGUUUCAGGCGCUUUGUCAGAUGUUCUUUUGGCAACAAUGACAAUUCUGUAUCGACAGUAUCAAAAACUACGUCUCUCUAAAUCUGGUGAUGAGACUGCUAAAGAACAACAGUUUAGAGACUUGAGAGAACAGGCGCAAGCAUUAACUAGUUUUGCUGGCACGUUACCCUACCGAAUGCCCAAUGAAACCAAUAGCAAACUGGUGCAAAUGGAAAUACUUAUGCAUUGAUAAAAAUUUAAUUAACUAUUCACUUUGUAUUAUUUUUUUUAACUAUACAUUUAAAUACAUGCUGAUUUAUCUUGAUAGAUGAGA
This is a messenger RNA of Microplitis mediator, 2740 nucleotides long. Its product is annotated as nuclear pore complex protein Nup93-like. Gene Ontology annotation, biological process: poly(A)+ mRNA export from nucleus; protein import into nucleus. The transcript has 4 exons. Gene Ontology annotation, molecular function: structural constituent of nuclear pore. NCBI's taxonomy places the organism in Eukaryota, Metazoa, Arthropoda, Insecta, Hymenoptera, Braconidae. The record is from RefSeq and is a predicted model, not a curated record. The coding region runs from base 155 to 2656 and encodes 833 amino acids. Gene Ontology annotation, cellular component: nuclear pore.